AUCAGGCGGUGUUUCUUUUGACGUGUGGAGUGUUUCGUGGGCGCAUAAUUUUUCUCUUCAAUUAAUGAUUAUAAAAUCAUUUUCAUGAAAUUAUCAACUUCUACGAGUGCUUUAGAAGAAUUUCGUAAUUGUUAUUAUAUUCGAAGAUAAUCGUAGCGCCCUGGAGUAAUCAUGAGUCGAUUCUUCGCAACUGGGACCGACUCUGAUUCAGAGACUUCUUCUGAAGAGGAGCAGGUAGUACGCGCCCCAGCACCCGUUUACACGUUUAGUGAUGAUGAAGAGGAAACUAAACGCGUUGUGCGCUCUAUGAAAGAGAAAAGGUAUGAGGAGUUAGAAGGAAUUAUUCACUCAAUUAGAAAUCACCGUAAGAUCAAAGAUUUCUCCUCUGCCUUGGCAUCCUUUGAAGAGCUGCAGAGAGCUUACACUCGUGCUUCCUCAGUUAUUCAAAAGGAAGAAAAUGGAAUUGCUCCCAGGUUUUUUAUACGAGCCCUUGUGGAAUUAGAAGAUUGGGUAACUGGAGCAUGGAAUGACCGUGAUAGUAGGAAAGCAAUGUCGAAAGGCAAUAGUAAAGCAUUAACAUCUCUAAGGCAAAAGCUAAGGAAGUAUGCAAAGGAGUUUGAUUCUGAGAUUGUGAAGUUCCGUGAAAACCCUGACCUGCCUGAUGAUGAUGAUGAACGUAAAGAUACUUCCUCAUCUGAUGAGUCUGAUGAAGAAGAAAAAGUAAAAGAAAAGCCUAAGGUUCGCCGUUCACCUGAGCCACCCCGUAGGCCACCACCACAAGAUGAUGAGUCUUCUGACUCAAUGGACUGGGGUAGCAGCUCUUCUGAAUCCAGUUCCAGCUCUGAUGAUGAAACUCGAGGUGCAACCACUCUCCGUGAAAGAUUCUUGAAACGUACCACUGAGAGAGAUGAUGAUGAAGAGAGGGACAGGCGUAGGGCGAGAAGAGAGAGACGUGAACGGGCUGGUAAAGUUAGCAAGAAGGACCAAGCUGAUGACGGUGGAGAGUGGGAAACUGUACGCAAAGGUGCAGCAACUUCAGAUAAACCCAAGAUGUUUGCUAAGGAUAGUGACAUAGAUGCUGCCUUAGUAGUGAAGAAACUCGGUGAGAUUAGCGCCGCUCGAGGUCGUAAGCGUACCGAUCGCCGUGCUCAGCUCGAGCUUUUACACGAACUUCGUACUGUCGCUCAACAGCACAACCUUGGAGAUGCUCUUCAACUUAAAUUACGUGCUGCAACUGUUGCUGCACUUUUUGAUUAUAAUCCUAAAGUAUCUGAUGCAAUGAAACCAGAAUAUUGGUCUAGGCUCGUUGAAAAUGUCGACCAUAUGGUUACAAUUUUGCUAGCUCAUGAAGACAUGGUCCUGAGCGAAAUGAUUACUGAGGAAAAUGAGCAAUUAGUAACUCCUCCAUUCCAAGUUCGUGGAUGUUUACUUACUGCACUUGAGCGCCUGGAUGAUGAAUUUACUAAGCUCCUUAAGGAAUGUGAUCCCCAUUCUAAUGAAUAUGUUGAGAGAUUGAAGGAUGAGGUUAGGGUAUCUGCAUUGAUUGAUCGCGUAUGUCAAGUAGUAGAACGGGAUGGUGCACCCCAAGAAAUCUGUCGUGCGUAUCUUCGUAAAAUCGACCAUCUUUACUACAAGUUUGAUCCACGCGCCGUUAAGAAGGAUCUGCCUCCUGGUGAGGAGACUUCGAUUAAAAAGAUGGAACGUCUCUGCAAAUAUAUCUAUGCAAAUGAUGAAUCUGACCGUCUACGUACUCGUGCAAUUUUGUCUCAUAUUUACCACCACGCUUUGCACGAUAAUUGGUUCCAAGCGCGCGAUCUACUGCUUAUGUCUCAUUUGCAAGAAAAUGUUCAGCAUUCUGAUCCUAGCACUCAGAUUCUGUACAACCGUACAAUGGCCAAUUUGGGAUUGUGUGCUUUCCGCCGAGGGAAUGUGAAAGAAGCUCACGGCUGUCUCGCCGAACUAAUGAUGACUGGAAAGCCCAAGGAGCUCCUGGCUCAAGGUCUGCUGCCUCAACGCCAACACGAGCGUUCAAAAGAACAAGAGAAAAUUGAAAAGCAACGGCAAAUGCCUUUCCAUAUGCAUAUCAAUUUGGAGCUGUUGGAAUGCGUAUAUUUGGUGUCAGCUAUGUUGAUUGAGAUACCCUACAUGGCAGCUCACGAAUUCGAUGCCCGCCGUCGUAUGAUAAGUAAGACAUUCUAUCAGAACUUACGUGCUAGUGAGCGUCAGGCGCUCGUGGGACCGCCAGAGUCGAUGCGAGAGCAUGCCGUGGCCGCAGCCAGAGCCAUGCGACGUGGUGACUGGCGCGCAUGUCUCAACUUCAUCGUCAAUGAAAAGAUGAACGCUAAGGUUUGGGAUCUAAUGGUAGGUGCUGACAACGUUCGCGCCAUGCUUGGUCGUCUGAUACGCGAAGAAUCCCUACGCACGUAUCUAUUUACGUACGCCCACGUUUACGCAUCAUUGUCUCUUCGCUCGUUGGCCGAUAUGUUUGAACUGCCUCGCCAACGCGUGCACUCACUUGUCUCUAAGAUGAUUAUAAAUGAAGAACUUCUUGCGUCAUUGGAUGAUCCUAGCGAAUGUGCGAUACUUCAUCGCUCAGAACCCACUAGGAUGCAAGCGCUGGCGCUACAACUUGCUGACAAGGUUGGCAACUUGGUGGAUUCAAACGAGCGUAUUUUCGAAAAGCAAGGGUCGUUCUUCCAGCGGGGCGGCGCGCCGAGGGGCGAAGGCCGGCAACGGGACCGCCCCCGCGAGGGCUGGGGGGGGCGACGCCAGCGCAACCGCCGUCGCGACGACGAACGCGGCCACGAAGAUUGAAACCCACGUACAAAUUGAGCUACACAGUGAACACCAACAUAUUCUUACCGUUCAUAAAUUCCGAAGAAAAGUGCUCACUGCAAAGCUCUGUCAAUAGCGACGUGAAUGAUUGUGUGAAGGUCGCGACAUGUAAUAACAAAGCACUUGUGACUAAUUCCAAUGAGAAUAUACAUCAUAUUAAAUAUUACAAAGUCAGUAAUAAUUUCAUAUUUCAGCAGCUGUUACUUUCAAUAUCAAUUGUCACGUUGUUCUUACAGAGUAAGUGUCUUUUAUGCGAACAUUCGUGUCGCCAAUUUAAAUCGUUUCAUAUUCUUGGCUUAAAGCGCCCUUCCACAUGAUAUCGAUGAUAUGAUUUGGAUACAUUUUUAUCCUUCGUUUUCGUCGUUGAACGUGGAAGGGCGCAAAAAUGCUAUUAUACAACAAGCUAUCUUUUUUUUUGUAUCUGUCCAUACGAAACUGUAUUUUCGUAUAAAAAGUAGCUCUGGUUUUGUAAAUGAACAUUUGAUUAAAUAUAAUAUAUAUUGUCACAC
This is a messenger RNA of Zerene cesonia (dogface butterfly), 3344 nucleotides long. RefSeq names its product eukaryotic translation initiation factor 3 subunit C (gene eIF3c). Gene Ontology annotation, molecular function: translation initiation factor binding; translation initiation factor activity; RNA binding. The record is from RefSeq and is a predicted model, not a curated record. The transcript is spliced from 7 exons. Gene Ontology annotation, biological process: translational initiation. Gene Ontology annotation, cellular component: eukaryotic translation initiation factor 3 complex. Lineage: Eukaryota; Metazoa; Arthropoda; Insecta; Lepidoptera; Pieridae. Bases 172 to 2814 code for a protein of 880 amino acids.